Messenger RNA from Neolamprologus brichardi, 1766 nucleotides. The record is from RefSeq and is a predicted model, not a curated record. NCBI's taxonomy places the organism in Eukaryota, Metazoa, Chordata, Actinopteri, Cichliformes, Cichlidae.
UCCUGCUCACACACACACACACCCUCACUGCACAUGCUUUGAGUGGAACAGAUUCACAGUGCUGCGCUGGAGUGAGACAACGGUGUGUGAUUGAGAGAGAGAGUUUAUUCUCACCCCGCGUCAGCUCAAGGAAAGCACCACUGUGGAGAAGUUUCAUGAACGGAUGACCUCAACAGAGGACCUUUUUUAUCAGACCAUGGAAGCCAAGAAUUGGAGCUAAAAGAAAAGAAGAAGAGUUUUUUGCUUGUUUGUUUGUUUGUUUUUUUAAACAAAACAAAACACCUUUUUGGCUGAAGUGGAAAUUAGAGUUUUGUCUGUGGGAUUACUGGGAACUUCAUUCAUGAGCUCUUGUCAUGUUGGUAUCCUGCAUGAUUGUUUCUUGUUGACAGGAGCCAUCUCUGUGUUUUGGAUUUCCCACGGAUCACAGUUUAUAUUCUGAACACAGUGUGUGAAUGAAGGGCGCGGGAGCAGGAAACAUGUCAAGCGGACGAUUCAGUCACCUGUUGAGGGGUGUCUGGUUUCUGUGGCAAGCUCUGUUGGUGGUAGGAACAGGGACAAAACUUUGGGAGGUGCCAACAGGUCCAUUUGCAUCCUCCUCCAACUUCAGUGAGAGCCUCCAGUGGGAGCCCCACUGUCAGUACCACAACAUACAGGACAGAGUGAGAAUCACAGCAGAUAUACCACCACAACUGGAUGGUACUUGGGUAUCAAUAAGAUGCGAAGUUCGUCCUGGUCCAGAGUUUCUUACCCGCUCCUACACUUUCCACCCCAACCGUCACUUCCAGGCCCUGCAGCACUACUAUACCGACACCAAAUUGCUAAACAGUACAAAGCCAGGGAAGUGUGGUCGUGCUACAGGAUGGGAGGUCGGAGUAGAGCAGGACUUGACCCCCACAGACGGAUGCACCGUGUUGGGUAUCAAGCUGCCCCAUAAAGAGUACGAGCUCUUCAAGAUAGAGCUGGAUCACAGGAAACACCCACUGCUGUUUAUCGGCGAGAGGCCAACUGACGGGUCCAGUCCUGACCGACCGCUGAGGCGACCCACUUCCUUUCAGGCUCCCAUGGUACUUUGCAGUGGGGGAAGCACACAGGCCGCCCGCUCAGGUUUUAACAGCAAGCAAGUACAGUUAGCAGCCAGUGGGACAGAGAGGCUUCCACAGCUGGUCCUGCUGGUGUUUGGAUCUGUGCUUUGCGGCUGGCUCUGUGUUUACUAGACAUUGUUCGCAAAUCAAACCUGUUAAACAGCUGAAGCCAGUGAUGGACAUUUUUUCCUGGCAGCUGUUUUUCAUUUUCCUUCCACAUGAUGACAUGUUCAUGACCACAUGUGAAAUAGGCAAGAAAGACAUUUAGAAGAUAUAUGCUGUCUGUAGGUUAACCUAAACGACUCACUUCAUCUCCUUUUUCUAACAAAUCUGUAUAAAAGCCACCAAUAUAUACAAAUGCCAUCGUUUCAGUAUGUAAAACUUCAUAUAUUCUUUUGAAACAUGCUACCUUUGUAUGAUAAUCAAAAUGAUGCUCUCAAGUCGCAAACUGAUUUCAAAUGUGGGUCUUCAUUAAUAUGCAAGCCAGGGCUAUUUCAGUUACUUUUCACCAAGAUGCAGUACAACUAAUGCACUUUGUAAAUAAUAUUUUAUCAGCAUAUUGGUAAGAACAGUUACCAUCACUGGUCAAGUUUUAGUGUAUUAGUCUUUUUUUUCUAUCAACAGCCAGUCUAAACAAAUUAAUGAAAUUAAUAUUUAUUUUAUCCAUUUAUACUGUGCUUUUUC